This is a messenger RNA of Drosophila novamexicana, 1480 nucleotides long. RefSeq names its product aspartate aminotransferase, cytoplasmic (gene Got1). Gene Ontology annotation, molecular function: L-aspartate:2-oxoglutarate transaminase activity; pyridoxal phosphate binding. Bases 54 to 1292 code for a protein of 412 amino acids. Gene Ontology annotation, biological process: L-aspartate biosynthetic process. NCBI's taxonomy places the organism in Eukaryota, Metazoa, Arthropoda, Insecta, Diptera, Drosophilidae. The transcript is spliced from 4 exons. Gene Ontology annotation, cellular component: cytosol. The record is from RefSeq and is a predicted model, not a curated record.
GGCCGACGAAGAAGGUUUUUUUGUUAUAAUCGUUUUGAUUGGAAUUGCAACGUAUGAUGUCUGCGUCAAUUUUUGCCAAUGUGCCUAAAGGACCGGCAAUUGAAGUCUUUGCCUUGACAAGAGCUUUUCAGGAUGAUGCAUCCACCAAAAAAGUCAACUUGUCUGUGGGUGCUUACAGAACGGAUGCUGGUCAGCCGUGGGUGCUUCCGGUUGUGCGCAAAACGGAAGUGGGAAUCGCGACAGAUGAGUUAAUUAAUCAUGAGUAUUUACCAGUGACGGGACUCGAAUCGUUCACACGUGCUGCAACAGAAUUGGUAUUGGGCUCGGAUUCAAAAGCAUUAAAAGAGAAGCGUGCCUUUGGUGUGCAAACCAUAUCCGGCACUGGUGCGCUGCGUGUAGCUGCUGAAUUUUUACACCAUCAACUGAAACGGCAAACAGUCUACUAUUCCAAUCCGACAUGGGAGAAUCAUCAUAAGAUUUUCGCCGAUACCGGCUUUACCAAACUGCAUUCAUAUCGUUAUUGGGACCAAAACAAACGGCAGCUGGAUUUGGAGGGCAUGCUGGCUGACUUAGACCAGGCGCCGGCAGAGUCUGUAAUUAUCUUACAUGCGUGCGCACACAAUCCCACUGGCAUGGAUCCCACCCAGGAGCAAUGGAAACAAAUUGCUGACCUGAUGGAGCGUAAAAAGCUGUUCCCACUGUUUGACUCAGCAUACCAGGGCUUUGCUAGCGGUGAUCCCGAUCUGGAUGCCUGGGCGAUACGUUACUUUGUAGAUCGCGGAUUUGAACUUUUUGUCUGCCAAUCGUUCGCUAAGAAUUUUGGAUUGUAUUGCGAGCGAGCUGGAAACUUGACGAUAGUCCAGCAGAGCGGUGCUACCAGAGACAUGAUCCAUUCGCAGCUAACGCUAAUCAUUCGCGGUCUCUACUCAAAUCCACCAGCGUAUGGAGCUCGCAUUGUGUCCAAAGUAUUGAAUACGCCUGAACUACGUCAAGAGUGGAUGGAGUCUAUCAAAAGUAUGUCCAGCCGUAUUCGCCAGAUGCGUAAACUACUGCGAGAUAAACUUGUUGCGCUGGGAACUCCUGGAAACUGGGAUCACAUUGUCAAUCAAAUUGGCAUGUUCUCCUACACGGGUCUUAAUGAGAAGCAAGUCGGCGUCCUGAUCAAAGAUUACCAUAUUUACUUGCUCAAAACGGGCAGGAUUAAUAUGUGCGGCCUUAACACGGGCAAUAUUGACUAUGUGGCGACAGCUAUUAAUGCAGCUGUCACAUCCACUCCAGAGAAUAAAUUAUAAUUGUUUUCCGUGCGAGGCGAACUAAAAAAACACACAAUUUCAAUAAUUUGAAGCAGAACGUGAUCGCAAUUAAAAAUGUCUACCGAAAUAAAGAUAUUGACGAGUUAAUUAUGCAUGCAUUAAAAAAUAGCAUUUUAUAGAAUUAAAAAAAUUGUAUUAAAUAGCUCAACUUAGCAUUUAUAAAAAAU